Molecule: messenger RNA, 2147 nt
Organism: Drosophila montana
Lineage: Eukaryota; Metazoa; Arthropoda; Insecta; Diptera; Drosophilidae
Gene: Vps4
Product: vacuolar protein sorting 4
Exons: 4
Coding region: 65-1393 (442 amino acids)
Biological process (GO): endosomal transport; vacuole organization
Molecular function (GO): ATP binding; ATP hydrolysis activity
Source: RefSeq, a predicted model, not a curated record
AAACACAUACACACAACAGACGGACAGACAGACAGACAGAAAGAGUAGACGAAGAACCACAUCCAUGGCAGCCGGCACGACACUACAAAAGGCCAUCGAUCUGGUGACAAAGGCCACCGAGGAGGAUCGCAACAAGAACUACGCGGAGGCGCUGCGUCUCUACGAGCACGGCGUCGAGUAUUUUUUGCAUACAAUCAAAUAUGAGGCACAGGGCGAGAAGGCCAAGGACUCGAUACGUGCAAAAUGUCUACAGUACUUGGAUCGCGCCGAGAAGCUGAAGGAGUAUCUGAAGAAGGGCAAGAAAAAACCGAUUAAGGAGGGCGGCGAGAGCAGCUCCAAGGAUGACAAGGACAAAAAGAGCGACAGCGACGACGAGGACGGCGAUGAUCCAGAGAAAAAGAAGCUGCAAGCCAAACUGGAGGGUGCCAUUGUCAUUGAGAAGCCGUGCGUACAAUGGUCCGAUGUGGCUGGCCUCGAUGCCGCCAAGGAGGCACUCAAAGAGGCUGUCAUCUUGCCGAUUAAGUUUCCGCAGCUGUUCACCGGCAAGCGCAUACCCUGGAAGGGUAUUCUACUAUUUGGGCCACCCGGUACGGGCAAAUCAUAUUUGGCCAAAGCGGUCGCCACCGAGGCAAACAGAUCCACAUUCUUUUCGGUAUCUAGCUCCGAUCUAAUGUCUAAAUGGCUGGGCGAAUCCGAGAAGCUGGUGAAGAAUCUCUUCGAGCUGGCGCGCCAGCACAAGCCAUCGAUUAUAUUCAUUGAUGAGAUUGAUUCAAUGUGCUCGGCCCGUUCGGACAAUGAGAACGACAGCGUGCGCCGCAUCAAGACCGAGUUCCUGGUGCAAAUGCAGGGCGUUGGCAAUGAUACCGAUGGCAUUCUCGUACUGGGCGCCACCAAUAUACCCUGGGUGCUCGAUUCGGCCAUACGCAGGCGUUUCGAGAAGCGCAUCUAUAUUCCGUUGCCGGAAGCGCAUGCCCGCCUCGUCAUGUUCAAAAUCCAUUUGGGCAACACCACCCAUGUGCUGACCGAGCAGGAUCUCAAGGAACUCGCCGACAAGACCGAAGGUUACUCUGGCGCCGAUAUAUCGAUUGUGGUGCGUGAUGCGCUGAUGGAGCCGGUGCGCAAGGUACAAACAGCUACACACUUUAAGCGCGUCUCGGGUCCCUCUCCGGGCGACAAGGAGAAGAUUGUCGACGAUCUACUGGUGGCCUGCUCGCCGGGCGAUCCGGGCGCCGUUGAAAUGAAUUGGAUGGAUGUGCCCAGCGAUAAGCUCUUCGAGCCGCCAGUCACCAUGCGCGACAUGCUCAAGUCCUUGUCACGCACGAAACCGACCGUCAACGAGGAGGAUUUGGUAAAGCUGCGCAAAUUCACAGAGGACUUCGGCCAGGAGGGCUAAGCCGCGAAAGCUAAUUAUACCGCCGCCAUUAAGUUUACCACCCAGCAGCUUAUUCUUGAUUGUUGCCUAAUACAUAAAACGAUAAACACGCCCCUGGCUCUAUGGAUCCACACACACACACUCACACGUACACUCUAUAUAUAUAUAUAUAAUAAUAUAUUAUAUAUACAUAUAAAAAAUUGUUCUAUGCCUUUCUGUUCUGUUUUUCUUUUACCACAUAUUGUAAACACACACAAACGCUAUGUAUAUGUGAGUUGCAGAUCGUUCGCAUAUAUGUAUAUGGUUAAAAUAGUUUAUCAAGUUUUGUCGUAUGCUAACCCCAACCGCCCCCUUGUGGCUGCUGCUGCUGCUGUUGUAAUCACGAAAUGAAGAGAAAAAGUAGUCGAUGUAUUUUUAUACACUUAAUGUUAAGCCAAAACCCGAAAUGAAACCGAUUGUAAUUUAUGUGUGUUGCACAGAGUGCGACUGUGUGUGUGUGUGUGUGCGCGAGUGUUUGUCAACCUGCAAGUGGAUGCAACAUUCAAUGCUGCCUUCACACCUGGACACCUGCCCACAUGAGCCCCAUCAGACGCAGACACACAGACACAAACAGACAGACAGACAGACGGACGGACGGACGGACAGCCGCAGUUGGCCAAUUGGCCAGUUAACCAGCAAACAGGCAAACUAUUUUCAAAUGUAACCGAUAAAAAAACAACAAAAAAUUAAACGAUAUUUCAAAUUGAUUAGCAUCUAGAAAUUCAGUGUGGCUCGA